Molecule: messenger RNA, 2103 nt
Organism: Canis lupus familiaris (dog)
Lineage: Eukaryota; Metazoa; Chordata; Mammalia; Carnivora; Canidae
Product: nischarin-like
Exons: 3
Coding region: 222-704 (160 amino acids)
Source: RefSeq, a predicted model, not a curated record
ACCAGGCACCCACAUUCUAGUGCAGCCCCACAUCAGGCUCACUUGGCUGGAGACAUCCCCUAGUGAAAGAUGUUCUCUUGCUGCCUGCCAACUUCCCGGGGCUCUGGCUUCCAGAAAGCCCAGGGAUGUGGCUCUUUCACAUGCUGUAGACUUUGGUUCCACCAUUACACCCCUCGCCUCAGGGCGUUUGCCAGGAGGUGCCCUAGAGCUCCACACAGGAGAUGGGGCAGGAGUGUGAGGAAGAGAACCUCUGCUCCACUUCCUUGAGGAAUGGGAUAGUGCCCUGCACAGCUAAAAGAGACCAGCGCAGACUCGAGCUAUCUGCACCCUUGGCGACCCAGGAGGAAGAGCUCACCAUGGUGCAGGCUAUUGGGGUACCCAACAUGCUGGAGCAGCCACCUGCUUCAGUGGAGCACCCAGCUUCGGCCCUCGAGCAACACCCUGAAUCACAUCAAGAAGCCGCCCCAGCUACUAUUGUGGGGCCUACUGAAGCUUCAGGCCCUGAGUUGAUCAAGCCAGUCAAGGCUGCUGCAGCUGGGUGCUUGGCCCGAUCCGAGAUGCUAGUUGCUGAGUCCAAGCCAAUGCACGAGGCGGUCACACCUCUGAUUCAGCGUCCCGACAAGAAGGACCGACCUGCAACCUUGGCUACCCUGGAGGUAGAUCACGUCCUGGCACAUGCAAUCUGGUUCUCCCACAUGCUGUAGCAGCCACCUGUCUCAGGGGAGCAACUAGCUUCUGCUCCUGAGCAAGAUCCCAAACCACCUCAACAGCCUGCCCCAGCUCCUACCACGGGGCCUGCUGAAGCUUCAGGGCCAGAGGUGAUUGAGCCAGUCAAGGCUGCUGGAGUUGAGUGCUUGCCAGGGGCCGAGAUGGCACCUGUUGAGUCGAAGCCACUGCAGGUGUUGGUCACACUUCUGAUUCACUGUCCCCACCUGGAGGUGCUGCCUGCACCCCUGGCCCCUCCAAAAUGUGAGGCAGGCCUCAGUGCCCGGCCUCGAGUUCAUCGAAGGGCCGGUGCAUCCACCUGCCUUACUGGAGCAGCCAGCCUCUGCCCCCAAGCAGCAGCUGAUCAUGGCUGCACCCCAACAGAAGGCUUCCCCUCCCCUCUCAUUGCGCUGUCUAAUUUUUGUUGUGGUUGUCAUCAACGUCUAUAAUUCCUUCAUGCAUUUUGUUUGUAAUAAAGGAUAAGUUAACUUCGGACAAAAACUAACUCUGAUGCUUUUAAAUUACACGUCGUGGUACUUUAGGUCUAUUGCCAGUGUUGCACAGGGAGACCAGUGUACUUUCAGACCACAGUGCUUUGAAGCAACUCAAUCAGAAGAAGCAAUUUGGAAAGAACUGCAAUACAUGGAGGCUAGACAGCAUCUUACUAAAGAAUGAAAGGGUCAACAAGGAAAUUAAAGAAGAAUUUUAAAAAUUCAUGGAAGAAAAUGAAAAUAAUAACACAACUGUUCAAUACAGUCAGCAGGGAGAUAAGGCAGUCCUAAGAAGGAAGUAUACCGCAACAAGCCCUUCUCAAGAAACAAGAAGGUCUCAAAUACACAACCUAACCUUAUACCAAAAGGAGGUAGAGAAAGAACAGCAAAAAAAAGCCAAAAACCAGCAAGAGAAGACAAAUAAUAAACUUGAGCAGGAAUCGAUGAAACAGAAAACAAAGACUGUACACAAGAUCACAAGACUGAUAUGCUGCUUAUAAGAGAUUCCUGUGAGCUUGAAGAGAAUAAGAUCGAUAACCUCCUGAUCAAAGAAAAGGCUUCCCAGAGGAAUUCUACUAAACAUCUAAAGAAAUACUACCUAUUCUUCUGAAUCUGUUUCAAAAAAUAGAAAUGGAGUAAAAUAGGAAAAGAGUUCCAAACUCUUUUUAGAAGGCCAGCAUUACCUUGAUCCCAAAACCAGACAAAAACCCCACAACAAAAGAAUGAUAGGCCAAUAUCCCUGAUGAACAUGGAUGCAGAAUUUCUCACCAAACAACUAGCUAACAGGAUCCCACAGUACAUUAAAAGGAUUAUUCACCACCACGUCGUGGGAUUUAUUCCUGGGCUGCAAGAGUUGUUCAUCAUCUGCAAAUCAAUCAAUGUGAGAGAUCACAUCAAUAAAACGAAG